Messenger RNA from Vespa crabro (European hornet), 1328 nucleotides. It is a transcript of the gene RabX1, whose product is annotated as ras-related protein RabJ. The record is from RefSeq and is a predicted model, not a curated record. The coding region runs from base 166 to 831 and encodes 221 amino acids. The transcript is spliced from 3 exons. Lineage: Eukaryota; Metazoa; Arthropoda; Insecta; Hymenoptera; Vespidae. Gene Ontology annotation, molecular function: GTP binding; GTPase activity.
CGAACUACACAAUGUCGUUAUAAAGCUUGGAUUCAAUGAAACGUCAAAACAGCUACGACCUUUUUUGAGAAUUAACAAGUUACGUGACGUGAAAGAAAUUCAAACGAUGCUAACUUUAUGACGUUUCCUUGCAUGACGUUUUAAUUAUGUGAUAUCGUGUCAAAUAUGAAAAAUAUAGUAGGCAAAGUAGUUGUUCUGGGUUCACAAGGUGUCGGAAAGACGAGUAUUAUAGUUAGAUAUGUUGAGAAUGUCGUCAAUCGUCCUAUCAAUCCAACUAUAGGAGCUAGCUUUUUUACCUGUAAAUUAAAUAUAGCUGAUACCGAAGUUAAAUUACAGGUAUGGGAUACAGCGGGUGAGGAAAGAUUUAAGUCAAUGGCGCCAAUGUAUUAUCGUAAUGCGAACGCCGCCAUGUUGGUAUUCGAUGUUACCCGAUAUAAUAGUUUCGCAGCUAUUAAAAAUUGGGUUACGGAAUUGAAGAGAAACGUCGAGGAACAAAUGGUAUUAACGGUUAUCGGUAAUAAAUCAGAUCUAUUUAACGAUCGAGAGGUAGACACCGAAGAAGGUAGAUGUUAUGCGAAUAAAAUCGGUGCGACUUAUCAUGAAACUUCUGUAAUACAUAACGACGGAAUAGAAAAGGUUUUUUUGGCAAUAGCCAAUGGAUUAAUAAGUUUAUCUUCUGGUAACACGGAAAUAACGUCCGCUUUAAGGAUCACCGAUUCGAACAAUUUUGGAUUGAAUAAUUCUGGUAUAUUAUUGACACCUUCCGAAGAAAUUGCACAGAAUCCAAACAUCGCACUUGGAAUAAACGAAAAGAUUCGUACUUGUUGUUGAUCCAUCCUCUCCCCUCUUUCUAACUGCAUUAUCAACGGGUGUUCAUUUCUCUCUCUCUCUCUCUCUCUCUCUUUUUUUUUCUUGCCUUUUACUUUAUACUCUUUUUCUUCUCCUUUUUUACUUUUUAAUUCGUCUUUUAAGAAGUACACCUUGUUGUCAAUGCAACAAUGUCUUAAAGAUUUAAAAAAAACAACGCGCGCGCGCGUGCGUGUGCCUGUGUGUAUGUGUGUAUGUGUGUGCGUGCGUGCGUGCGUGCGUGUGUGUGUAUGCGGAUCGUCGCCGUCUUCCACGAGAUAACAAUAACAUAUCUUUAAUCUUUAAUUAUUGUAUAUAAAAAAUUCAUAUCAUUAUAAGAGUCGACGACUAAACUUGUAACGAUUGAUUAGUUUUAAUCAAUAUAUUAUGAUUGUAGAUUGUACGAUUAAACAUUAAUGUUUGAUCGUACGCGUUUGAUAAUCUAAUAAUUAUCUUCGAUUAAAUAGAUUCACAGCCGCUAA